CAGGACCGCUGGGUCGAACUGAAUCGAUCCGAUUCACUGUCUAACCAGUAUUCUAUAUUCUGCUUUGGUAUUUAAAAGUUUUUCUAUUCGUAAGAAAACCAAAACCGCGGACAGUUUAAAAUUCUUUUGAUAUUUAUGUAUUGACACAGGAAAUUCGAAAAUAUAUCAGUGAAAACGUAUCAUUAGGAUUUUUCACCAUUCCCUUGUUGUUGGAUCCUGUGGUCUAGACCAAGUUUGGGUUUAUUUGGACGAGGUUUCUUUUCCUGUUCUUUACCCUCGGAGAAGUUCCCAUUGCAGCCAUGCCGGAGAAAAUGUGGAACACCCAGUAUAUGGAAGAUUUCAACAAAAAGCGGACACGAACCAAAACUAAAAGUACCCCGUCAGAAACUCUACGAAUCAGCUACACCCAUCCCAAGAAGAGCAUUUCGGACACACGUCGACCAAAGUCAUCAGUGACGAACUCGUGGUACAUAAAGAAAGCCCAGAAGAACCAAGAGGAGCGGGCGCGGUCUUGUGAUGUGGACAGCCCCUUCAUCGACAGCUUCAGUAACAUGUUUAACGAGGGACACGCCCCCCUCAGUCCCUACAGUGGUACGGUAUUUGAGAACUAUGUUAACAGUAACCUACAGACGCCGUACCCCAGCCGCCAACACACACCGGCCCCACCCACAGAUCUACAAAACUCCGGGGGUGACAAGAUCUUUUUAGACAAUAGGGAAAUAUCAAAACAGUACCUGAUAGAGUUAUACGAAGCAGCCAUGGCCAAAAAGAGAGAAGAGGAGGAAAAGAUUGAAGAAGAAAAGACAGAAGAGGAGAAAAAAGAAGAAGAUGAUGGCGGAGAGGGUAAUAAAGAGGUUGAUAGAGGACCGGUAGUAGAACAGCGACCGAAGACACCGGCUCAAGAGCUUCACUGGAUCUGUUGGCCCGAACCAGAGGAGCCUAAGGACCUACCCAAGAGACCCAACACUGUACUGGGCAUUCGCGCAUCGGACGGCAAAGACGGCUGCGACCCCUGUUUGUUACAGGAAUCAAAUCGAGGAGCCCCUUUGACUUUUGUGCCAGAACUACAUUCGUGGGUGAACGCCACCACAGAAUACGACAGAGAAGCGGUUGCUAAGAUAAUGGCCAUGUCUGGAUCACUCGCCCCUCCACUGCCCGCAGAGGCCCUCAGACCACAGCGACAAGCCACUUUCACUUUUGGCAGUAAUCGCAGAAACAUGUACAGAACGGCGCCCGACCCCCGGGGUUUUUACGCUCAGUCCUGGAUGCCCUACUACGAGGAUAGGAACGCUUCAGAGGACAGACGCAUCAGAGAAAUGGACAGACGUCUGGCUGUAAGUGAUUCAUUACCCCAAUUACCAGUGUUACAGCGUAGUAAUACAUUCACAGAUAUGCGCCCAAUGCAGAGACGUACGAUACGAUACCCCAAAUCGGAGGAGUAUGUUCAUGACCAUAGUAUGUUUAUGACUACACAGCCCUUGAUAAGAGGACACUUCAUCAUCCACCCAGACUGGGUGUCGGAGCGCUUGACGAAGAAGAGGAUGAACCUAGCCAAUAGGAAAGUCAGGAACGGCCUCAGAUACGGGACCUCCGAGGAAUACUAGAAACAUUCAGACUCUUAGAGCAGUUUUAGUUAUUUAUUAUUGUUAGAGUUAAACAAAUUUUAUCGGAUUUUAUGCACCUUUACAAUCUGACUCUGUAAAUCAUGACAGCUAAAGCUACUGGAACCGCUUGCAUCAUCUGACCGGAAGUCUCCGUGUUACCAUGUUAAUUGCUGUGACGUCCCCAUUUCUUUGACCGACAUUCCUUUCGAACUCUAAGGAGAUGUGACCGUUUCCUUGGAGAAUGUGUCGUUUUCUUGUUUUCAUAGCAUCUUAUCUAAGGUGCUGGUGUUAUUUAAUCUAGUCUCUGGUGUGUUUUAUUGAGUGAAGUAGAAUACUCGCUUCCCCUCCGUCACCCCACUGUGAUAUUUAUGACACUUGUAAGUGUGCACCCUAUUACUGCUACUUCUGUCUGUCUGUCUGUAUCUUAAUCAGUUGAUAAGGUAUAUCUUUUUUUAAUCUUGUUGAUUAACAAUGGCUAAGGUUUUCUUGACAAUAUUACAAUGUAUUAAGAAACUAGUAUGAAUAUAUUGAUUGCACAAGUUUAGCGUUUAUUCAAUUAAUUUAAAAUGUCCACGAAUCAGUGUAAUUGUUGUUUAAGCCUCUUUUCUUGUAUUCUUGUAUUGUUCUAACUUUGGUUUGAUCACGUGGUGUAUGAACCACGUGACUCGUUUACCUAUAUCAGUAUUACUUUUGUAAUUAGACGUGUGUUGGUCGCGGUAGAUCUCACGUUAGCUGUGUUUUACAUUUCUCAAAUGCAAAAUAAAUCAAUAAAAUACGUCAAUAUUUACCUAUAAA
Magallana angulata is the source of this 2399-nucleotide messenger RNA. RefSeq lists its product as uncharacterized. NCBI's taxonomy places the organism in Eukaryota, Metazoa, Mollusca, Bivalvia, Ostreida, Ostreidae. The transcript has 9 exons. The record is from RefSeq and is a predicted model, not a curated record. The coding region runs from base 300 to 1604 and encodes 434 amino acids.